Molecule: messenger RNA, 1836 nt
Organism: Tripterygium wilfordii
Lineage: Eukaryota; Viridiplantae; Streptophyta; Magnoliopsida; Celastrales; Celastraceae
Product: pentatricopeptide repeat-containing protein At2g37320
Exons: 1
Coding region: 249-1805 (518 amino acids)
Biological process (GO): RNA modification
Molecular function (GO): protein binding; RNA binding
Source: RefSeq, a predicted model, not a curated record
AAAAUAUAUACUAAUUUUCUAUAUAGUUUGAUAUUCUAGUUUAGUUUGAAUAGGUUUUGAAUUGUUUGUUUUGAGUAUAUAAAUCGGUAGAGUUGUUCUCAAAAUCAAGACUUGUUCUCUCAACCCAACCUUGUUCGGAUGAAUGUUUUCAUCAACAUCAUCAGACAUUUACAGCCACUAUCUUUGUUCAUGGUUACUUUUAUAGCCUGCGUCUUGGUAUAUCAUAUCAUCAAACGCUUGCUUGACUUAUGAAUACAAUAUCAAAUCGAAAAUGGAUCUCUCUGGCUGCUUUUAUCCAAUAUCAACGACUUCUAUCAACCUCUACUCCUUUCCCUUCUCAAAAACUAAAAUACGCUGUCGAAAGCAAACCAGUCGUCAAGCCAUUGAGAAUACGAGACAUCGUGUCCCCGAAAACGGGCGUCGCCACAAAUCGCCAAAGCCAUCUAUGUCUCAUUCAGGAAUUUCUACAAAGAGAUCCAGAGCGUAGCCCUUCACAAACUUGCGGCCGUGAUUUAUCUGGCUCAGAUUCAACAGAGAGGGUUUUUGAAGAAAUCCUCGAAUCUUCUACAAUGGAUACAAACACAGGUAUUCUUGAUUUGGUGAAGGAUGGUUUGAGAGUUGACGCGAGUCUUCUGUCAAAUGCUUUGAGUUUAUGUGGGUCUUUGCGUAGUAUCCGAGACGGUGUUCAGUAUCAUUGUUUAGCGAUUAGAACUGGGUUUCUCGUGAACGUGUAUGUGGGAAGCGCGUUGGUAAGUUUGUAUGCAAAAUGCGGUGAUAUAAAUAACGCCUAUCAAGUGUUUCAAGAAAUGCCCGUGAGAAAUGUCGUCUCGUGGACAGCUAUUAUUGCUGCUUUCGCACAAGAAUGGCACGUGGACAUGUGUCUGGAGCUCUACCGUGAAAUUAGAACUUCAUUGUUGAAACCCAAUGAUCUUACACUCGUGAGUGUUUUGAGUGCUUGCACUGGUAGUGGUGCUCUUGGGCAAGGUACAAGUGCUCAUUGCCAAACAAUUCGAAUGGGUUUUAACUCGUAUGUCCACAUAGCUAAUGCCCUCGUAUCAAUGUAUUGUAAGUGCGGGAAUGUCAAGGAUGCACUCUGCAUAUUCAAGAGCAUGGCUAUUAAAGACGUUGUGUCUUGGAAUUCAAUGAUUGCUGGGUAUGCUCAACAUGGGCUUGCAGCUCAGGCCAUUGAUCUAUUCAAACAAAUGAAGAAGGAAAGGGUUAAGCCUGAUGCCAUCACAUUUCUUGGUGUCCUUUCGUCAUGCCGUCAUGCUGGUCUUGUUGAACAAGGUCGAUUCUUCUUCAAUGUCAUGGUUGAACAUGGUGUUAAGGCAAAACUAGAUCACUAUUCUUGUGUUGUUGAUCUUCUUGGCCGUGCUGGAUUACUUGAAGAGGCUCGGGAGCUCAUUGGAAAGAUGCCUAUGCAUCCCAAUGCCGUUAUUUGGGGCUCACUACUUUCCUCCUGCAGGCUUCAUGGGAGUGUAUGGAUUGGCAUAGAGGCUGCGGAGAGUAGGCUAUUGCUUGAGCCAGGUUGUGCUGCCACCCACGUGCAAUUAGCGAACCUGUAUUCUAGUGCAAGAUCCUGGGAUCAAGCAGCAAGAGUUCGGAAACUGAUGAAGGUUAAAGGUCUGAAAACAAAUCCUGGGUGCAGCUGGGUUGAGAUCAAGAAUGAGGUUUUCAUUUUUAGAGCAGAGGACAGGUCAAACGCCAGAGAGACCGAAAUUAUCUUCUUGGUGAAUUGUCUGGUACAGCACAUGAAAGCCUUGGGCUAUUUGCCCGAGAUGCAGGAGGAAGAUAUUGAUGGAUGAUUGUGGUUGAUAUACUACAAUGUAAGCUAUA